Molecule: messenger RNA, 711 nt
Organism: Polypterus senegalus (gray bichir)
Lineage: Eukaryota; Metazoa; Chordata; Cladistia; Polypteriformes; Polypteridae
Product: EF-hand calcium-binding domain-containing protein 1-like
Exons: 6
Coding region: 29-673 (214 amino acids)
Molecular function (GO): calcium ion binding
Source: RefSeq, a predicted model, not a curated record
CAUCAACACGUGCCGUUCGUCCAGAGCCAUGGCGGAGGGUUCGGCGAUGAGCCGAAAAAAUUUACAAAUGUUGUCAGAAUCCCUUGCCAAGGUGGCGAAGCAUUUUAACAAAAAAGAAGUGAAGUGCCUAAUCAGACUUUAUAAUGACUUGGUCGGUGAGCAGAGUGAACGGCGUAUGGGAGCUGGUUUGGAUCGUAGUAAGUUUAGGAAUAUUCUACACAACACGUUUGGAAUGACCGAUGACAUGAUCAUGGACAGAGCAUUUCGUGCUUUUGACAAGGACAAUGACGGCUUUAUUAGCAUUAAAGAGUGGAUAGAAGGCCUCUCUGUAUUUCUACGUGGGACGCUGGAUGAAAGAAUAAAAUACUGUUUUGAUGUGUAUGACUUGAAUGGAGAUGGAUAUAUUUCAAGGGAAGAAAUGUUUCAUAUGUUGAAAAACAGCCUCACGAAACAGCCAACAGAAGAAGAUCCCGAUGAAGGAAUUAAAGAUUUAGUUGAAAUAACCCUGAAAAAAAUGGACCAUGAUCACGAUGGCAGGCUUUCAUUUUCAGACUUUGAAAAGGCCGUUAGAGAUGAAGAGCUCUUGCUUGAAGCUUUUGGAUCAUGUCUGCCAGACACCAAGACUGUACUUGCAUUUGAAGGAGAGGCUUUCCAGCAAGACAUUGACAACUAAUGAUCCUGGAAAUAGAACUGUUAUUUAAAAAAAAAAAA